Molecule: messenger RNA, 1997 nt
Organism: Geodia barretti
Lineage: Eukaryota; Metazoa; Porifera; Demospongiae; Tetractinellida; Geodiidae
Source: the annotation of a GenBank genome assembly
AUCUGCCUCGGAAGGUUCCUCCCAACUCCGACGGAGGAAGAGUUAUCAGCAGCAUGUGAAAGGUGUGGGACCUUCACUGGAGCUAGACUCAACCCUCAGCGGCAGCUCUGUCUGUCGCUGAAUCGACCAAUCACAUUUCAGCGCUGCAUCCAACAGAUACUGGAUGGACGUCCGGAUUGGGGUGGUUGCCAUGGUGAUACUGCACCGCAAGAACCGAUAAUAGUAACGGAUUACAUCACCAGGUCUCGUGUGUCUGGUAACGAGGUGGAAUUACCAGGGGCUCCCCAUCAAUUGAGUGUCAGUGAAGGGCGUAUUAUUCUGGUCAAGAAAGUCUUGCAUCACGUACUGACCGUUACCGGUCGCCGUGCUGCGGAGAGCCAAGUCACACGAAACUGUCCGGAUGUUGCAGAAGCAGUGCUGUGUGAUUCGAGAACAGCACAAAAUUGUCUAGUUCAGAAAUUUUUGGACUCAUUUUCCUCCCCUUCCACUGUCUCUGUCGAGGCCCCUGCAGCUUUGAGAGAAGAAGAAUUUCUUCACGCAAUACAAUCGUCCACUUACAUAUCUCACUCUCACCGCGGUUCCGUGUGCGAUGCAAAGAGAUUUCUCCAUGAAAAGGGUCUCGAUGCCUACGACGACAAUAUCCACACUAUCACAGUGUGUGGUGAGGACGGUGCUCCAAGUCAAGCUGGGUCUUUGGCCUCCAGUGUGUGGGACAUUAGCACGAGGCUAGCGGGAGAGAAAUCAGCACGGAGAGUGAUCCACGCCACUCGCCAUUCAGAUAACUUCAAACUACAGCAGGCUUUGGUGCUGGUUGAGGUAGCUGGAGAAAUUCAGCCCCAGCCACACCCCUUGCCUUCUCAGCAUAUUAUUCUCUGCUCUGAUGUGGAAGUCUCUGAUGACGAAGACAGAGUCACAAAAGACUAUCUGCUAGAAGACCUUCUCAAAAAGAGGCAAAGCCAAAUGACCGAAGCUUUUCUCAUCAAGUACGAUGCCAAGACUCUCUCUGAGGCUAAUGCUCAGGAUUUGGUAUCGGCUACAACUGAAGCGGUCGUGAAAUUUGAAUUACUUUCAACUGACCCCCAAUCGAAAAUAAAGCUGACAGUACCUAGCAAAGCUAGCCAGAGCAGUGACGUUAGAUUUGCUGGAUCGUUUGUCCUCUACAACUUUGCCAGACUAGCAAACCUCGUCAGGAACUUUGAAAAGGCCUGCAACCUCGGGAAGUACCCUUCGCUACCUGAUAUCAGCCUGGUCGACUUUUCUCUGCUCACGGAUGAGGAAGAGUGGUCAAUCCUAUUCCGCCAUCUCCUGCAGUUCCCGCUGGUCGUCAGGGAAGUCACCUCCAGCGUCUGCCAGUCUCGGGCACUUCGCUGUCAAUUCAAACUCAAAAAGAUCUGCCAGUUUUUGACUCAACUGAGCCACUGUGUCAGUACCUACUACAGCAGGGUUAAGAUCCUUAUGGCACCAGAACCUCACCUAAUUCCCCUAAUUCACGCCAGACUACUCCUCAUUACGGCAGUCAAAAGGACAAUGUACAGUGCUCUACAACUGCUAGCCAUUGAACCUCCCCAACAGCUAUGAAUACCACCAGAAUACACACUUUCAGUUUGAAAAAUGCACGCUACAAACAGGAUGUAUAAUAAUAUUGUGACAGGCAAACUAUAACAGGAAACUCGUGAGAAAUAACUUUCAACGUUUUUGGUAUAUAGCAAACACAAAUUUGCAGGGAGUAAACUUUACGGCUAAUAAUUUUUCUCCCUCACAAGUUUCAUAUGCUUCAUUCUUUCGAAAAAUGAUACAAAUAGAGAUGAUAAUUAUUAAUAUGAUCGGAGAACUUGGGUGUAUAAUUGUACGAUGUCAGGAAUGUUUCUGGAGGACGAGUGAUGUCACAGUCUGUCCGGUUUUCCCGCCAAACUGGAGGGUUGGUGCAGGGAUGACUGCCUCGGGGGACAGCACUGAGCCAUGUGAUGUGUGUUGUAAUACUUACUGAAUAGGGGAUA